This is a messenger RNA of Kickxella alabastrina, 1277 nucleotides long. RefSeq names its product WD40-repeat-containing domain protein. Gene Ontology annotation, biological process: protein polyubiquitination; proteasome-mediated ubiquitin-dependent protein catabolic process; transcription-coupled nucleotide-excision repair. Gene Ontology annotation, cellular component: nucleotide-excision repair complex; Cul4A-RING E3 ubiquitin ligase complex. NCBI's taxonomy places the organism in Eukaryota, Fungi, Kickxellomycota, Kickxellomycetes, Kickxellales, Kickxellaceae. Gene Ontology annotation, molecular function: protein binding. Bases 82 to 1230 code for a protein of 382 amino acids. The transcript is spliced from 2 exons. The record is from RefSeq and is a predicted model, not a curated record.
GUUUGCUGAAACCCCACGCUUUCCUACAUCUAUAUUGCUCAUCCAGUCAUUAUUGGCAAUUACUGACAACCAGCAAAUCGCAUGAGCGGCAUCGUGCGCAACCGAGCAAGCGGCGUCGUGUCUGCCGCGGCAAUGCAGCGCGCCGUGUCGACUAAAGUGCUGCGGUCCGUCGCACUGGCGGAGACCAAGCGAGUGUCGCGGGCACACACCGCCCCGGUGCACUGUAUGGCCAUCGACAAAGUCGAGCAUCGGUUUUUGCUUUCGGCUGGCGCCGACACGUCAAUCCAGCUGUUUGAUCUCGAAGCGACGCAGAAGACUGACACGUGUGCUAGCCAGAUCGAACCCGCGCAUCAUAUUCCGGCUGAAUCGGGUCACACGCGGCUGAUAUCGAGCAUCGAGUGGUACGCUGCCGACACAGGCAUGUUUUCCACAGCAUCAUUUGACCAUACUGUGCGCAUUUGGGACGCUGUCGAGCUGACUGAGGCAUGCCAGUUCGACCUGGGCUCUCGUGUCAACAGCCACCGGAUGUCGGCGACCGGCUCCCAUUCGUUGAUUGCCGCUGCCGAUGAGUCGCCGUACAUCCGCCUGUGCGAUCUAGCGACGGGCGCAUUUGCACAGACCGUCUCGGCGCACGCGCAGGGCUGCAAUGACGGGUGCCUCAAGCUGUGGGACAUCCGGCGGGCAGACUCGCAGCUCUACAGUCUUGACGCUGGCAACAGUUUGUCGACCAACCCGUCAAAGAGGGCCGCAAUUAGCAGCGUCUUGUUUACAGAGGAUGGGUGUCGCGUUGUCAGUGCCAGGUCAGAUCAUCGGGUGCAAGUAUGGUCGGUCACAAACUUUCCAAUCGAACCGUUGGUCGACUGCCAUAUCAGCAUAGAAACAGGAAUCGGCAGCUCUGCCUUUUUGUCUCCAGGGCCCAUUGGCGCAUCAAUGACAUCUGCAGUCGAUGGGACCACGGCUGGGAGCGAGGUGAUGUUUAUUCCAAACGGCAACACCACCGUUGCCAUGGUCGACAUUAGCAGCGGCCAACAAGUAGCGCUGCUUGAUGGCCACUUUGCCCCUACCACUUGCACGGCGUGGAGGGUUGGCCACCUGGAGCUGUACACCAGCGGCGCUGACAGCGAGAUCAUUGUAUGGUGCCCACCAGCAAAUGAAGCUUUGAGCGAUGCCCAGAUGGAGGCACGGGCUGAUGCGUGGUCCGACGAUGACAGCGAUGGUCCUAACAACUAAAAAAGUGUUUAUUUAUUUAAGUUACGACCUAAAAAUUGUAUUAAAGU